Paramisgurnus dabryanus is the source of this 1882-nucleotide messenger RNA. RefSeq names its product protein LBH. The record is from RefSeq and is a predicted model, not a curated record. Lineage: Eukaryota; Metazoa; Chordata; Actinopteri; Cypriniformes; Cobitidae.
AAUCAGACGCCGAUUUAUGGUGCAUGCAUUCAGCUCUCUACACAUGUAAAUGAAUGACGCUGGCUUUUGGAUCACCAUAUGAACUAUGACAGCAUUCAACAGUAACUUUCCGCUGCAGGUCAGAUGCUCACUCAAACUGUUCAAGUCAGGUGGGAUUGACUGAUGCCGUCUUUUCAGUCGGUGUAACGGAAAAAAUCUCUCAAUAUAAUUACAUUCUCAAGAAAGGAACGGAAUAAGAGCAAGAAUGACAGAUAUAAUGAACAACCCAGAACACAGUCGGGAAGACUUCACUGUGAGUGCCUCAGGAGAGCAAGGUGUUUCUUUUCAGAUUUUUCCAGACACCAAAGAGCGCCCGCCCAAGCUGUCCAAACGCCUCCCCUCCAUCGUGGUGGAGCCCACAGAAGGAGAGGUGGAGAGCGGAGAGUUACGUUGGCCCCCAGAUGACACCACAGACCCCGCGAGCCAAACACACACACCCUCCCAAGAGAUCACACAGAUGUCCGAUUCACAAAGCAAGAGUGCAGAUGAAGUCAAGAGCAGCGAUCUGGAAACAUCAGGGGCAGCCGAGCGUAAUUGAAAUUUAAUAAAGAUGUUUCCACAAGUCUAUCAUUAUCACAAGUCUCGCGUCUCACUCUAGCAAUUCUCACACGUUGAUACACACAAACACAUACAUACUGACAACCACAUAAACAGCGAAUCUCGCAGGCAGGUGUGAAUGAGAUCAGAGCUCACGAUGCUAUAUAUAAGCACUUUUAUCAACACAUUCAUGGCUUUUAUUAUUUCAACCUCUCAAAUACCUUUAAAUAACUGCUGAGUUUUUGGUGUGGAUUUGGUUUAUACUUUACACAGCAUUUAAAUGUAAAAGCACAGCUCGUUAGUUGUUCAUGAAAAUCUGAUUAUGAAACUACAAGAGUGCAGAUUAGAUGUACCUCCUUAAUAUUAAAUGGUAAACUGUUCAUUUAGCCAUGAUAAAUUAUUACUAAAUUAUUCAUUCCAAAUCAAAUGCAUAGUAGUUAUGAAAUCUUGAUUUGAUAUUAUGCUCUUUGCAAAUUAUUCAUUACACCCUUAAUGGUUGAAAACUUACAUUGCACGGUUUGCAUCAUCUGCCUUGGAGGAAUGGAUGCCACUGAACUUCAUACAUAUCCGCCUGUCAAUCAUUCUGAGGACAAGAACAUACUUAUUCCUCCUUUUCGACUCUCGGCAAACUUAAAAUUAUCAGAGGCUUGUUGUGCACGUAUACACAAUACUUUUAAUGCUGUGCUAAACAAAGCACAAUGGGAGCCGGAGGCAGAGACAGCCUGGUUUACUGGGAUGAACUGUAUUUAUAAAGACCUUUAAUGCAAUAGUUGUAGUUUAGGUAAUACUGAAUGAUGUUGUUGGGAUUUUCACAACUGUUAAUUUCACAAUAUACACUGCACUCAUGAUAUAUUCACAUAAUCUCUAAAUGACACUGGCUCGAUGUGUAUUUAUGUUGUUUAUAGUCUCUUUUGAAAUGUUUUGUGUACAAUACUGUAAGUAUACUAAAGAUGUGUUUGCACCCCUUGUCAAAAGAAAACUGACAUCAGCUUUUUUUAGUUUGCAUGCAUUGGAAAUUGUCCUUUGGUCCGUUUUAGUUUUUUAUUUGAAAGUUAAAUAUUUAACCAGCAGAUACGCACUUACUGGAGGUUCAGUCUUCUUGUAGUUAAAUACUGAUUUGACCAUGUUAAAAUGUUUUUAUUUGAUUUUUCUUUAUUAAGGUUUUUACAAAUAUUAACAUCUGAUUGCCUUCUUUCUCAUUCUAAAUGUGAAGUAAAAAGGUACAAAAUUAUUGAUAUUUUUAUAUUGCUCCUAAUAUGUAUAUGUUGUAUUGUUUUUUAUGUCAAUAAAAGUUAAUGUUAGAUAA